This is a messenger RNA of Cooperia oncophora, 759 nucleotides long. The record is from the annotation of a GenBank genome assembly. Lineage: Eukaryota; Metazoa; Nematoda; Chromadorea; Rhabditida; Trichostrongylidae.
AUGAUCGAAAGAUACGGCUUCAGCAGCAACUGCACGGUGCUUCCCUUUUUAGGAGAUAAUCCCGCUUCAUUAGCCGGCUUGAACCUUUCCGAAGAUGAUGUGGGUAUUUCACUUGGAACCAGUGAUACCGUCUUCUUCACCACGAACGAGUAUAAGCCAUGUGUGGAUGCACAUUUCUUCAGUCAUUUCUUAGGAAAGAAGGAUGAAUUCAUGGCGCUUGUUUGCUUUAAAAAUGGCUCGCUGACCCGUGAACGAGUGCGUAAACGACUUGGUUGUGAAUGGAACGAUUUCGGAACGCUUCUCGCAAGAACUCCACCUGGGAACGACGGGAAUAUAGUACAGAAGGAUGAUGAUAGCUAUCACCUAGUCGAGGAAUUUGCACCGGAGACUGAAGCACGAGCGUUACUCGAAGGUCAAUCGCUGUUGAAGUUAAUGUACGCCAAAACUAUGGGAUGUACUACGGGAAAAGGCCGCCUUUUCCUCACAGGUGGUGCGUCAGCUAAUCCCGAUUUGCAGAGGAUUCUCUCUGAUGUCUUCGCCAUGGACACCUACAUAUUGAAUGUUCCAGAUUCUGCGGCUUUGGGUGGAGCUAUGCUCGCCAGAUACGCCUACUACUCCCCGAACUCAUCAUAUAGCGACUACUACAAGAGUACGUGCGUUGCAAAAGUUGCCGAACCGAAUUUGGAGAAUUCCCAAGUUUACGAGCAGAUGCUGGAGGAUUUCUCUUCACUAUGCCGAUCCAUUCCAGUCAUGGACUAG